Molecule: messenger RNA, 2623 nt
Organism: Gossypium raimondii (Peruvian cotton)
Lineage: Eukaryota; Viridiplantae; Streptophyta; Magnoliopsida; Malvales; Malvaceae
Product: F-box/kelch-repeat protein At1g26930
Exons: 2
Coding region: 474-2018 (514 amino acids)
Cellular component (GO): nucleus
Molecular function (GO): protein binding
Source: RefSeq, a predicted model, not a curated record
AAAAAUUUUUUUUUUGGAGAGAGAGAAAGAGAGAGAGCAAGUUUAAAGAGAGAUAAAGGGGGCCUCUUAUAGAUUUUGCUCGCAAAGCCAAAACCAAAGCUCCCUCGCUCUGAUUUGCAGAGAAAAUCCAAAGGACAAAUUAACCAGCCUAUAGAGAAACAGAGAGGAAAAAAAAAAUUUUAACGAAGAAACACGAGAACGCGAAGAACAACAACAGCAAAUCAAAGGAACAACAACUGAAAAAAAAAAAAAAGAAAAGAAAGAGAAAAGAGAUAGUGUAUUAAUUUUUUGACGGAAAGAGAUUCAUUUCAUUUUUUUCUUCUUCUUAUCCAAUCAGUAGAAUUUGUUAAUCUUGGCUGCGUUAUGUUUUGAGGGGAGAAAUAAAAUUUGUGGUUGUUACAGUGAUUUGAAAAUUCCCAUUGUUAUUUUUGGGGAUUUUCCCGUCUGAAGUCGGGAGGGGGUCCUAAAGAGUCAUGUUGGAGAACCGGUGCUGCAAGUCCUGUUUGGUGUUUGCAAGCUCUUGUCAGGAAGAAAGGAAGUGGGCUUACAUGUACAAUGGGAAGCGCCCACGGGAAUUCUCCGAAUCCGAUGGUUGUCAGGAAACCAAGUUGUCGAAGCUAUCUUCUGAUGAUUCCUCGAGUGACGAUAAUAAUUCUAAUGCUUCUUCUCCACAAGACUCAGGUGACUUUCUCUUGCCAGGUUCUCAUGGCCAAUCCGGUGAUGAUAGUAAGCGAUCUGAUUCUUCCUCGGAUACAGACUCUUCUCUUAUCCACCACUGCUCCAUUGGUCUAGACAAACCGGAUUUGGUUAACCAAUCAGACAGUGACAGCCUGUCGGAUUCUGUGGAGGAGUCACCAGAGGAACAGUCUGAGGAUGAUGGUGAAAAUGAUGAUAGCAGCUUUUCUGAUUCUCCCAGGGAUGGUCAUCGGAGUCAUGCUGGGGAUUCUUCGUCAGACUUGGAUGCAUUAAUCCAACCAAUUGGGAGAGAUAAUUCCAUCAGUUGUCUGAUUAGGUGCUCGAGGUCUGAUUAUGGUUCCAUUGCCUCAUUGAAUCGGAGUUUUCGCUCCUUAAUCAGGAGCGGGGAGAUCUAUAAGUUGAGGAGGCAGAACGGUGUUGUUGAGCAUUGGGUUUACUUUUCUUGUCACCUCCUUCAAUGGGAGGCAUUUGAUCCAAUUAGGCAUAGGUGGAUGCAUUUGCCAAGGAUGCCUCCCAAUGAAUGUUUCAUUUUCUCGGAUAAGGAGUCCUUGGCUGUUGGAACUGAAUUGCUUGUAUUUGGGAAGGAGGUAACUUCCCAGGUUAUAUAUAGGUAUAGUAUUCUGACGAACUCAUGGACUACUGGGACCAGUAUGAAUGCUCCGAGGUGCUUGUUUGGAUCGGCUAGUCUUGGAGAAAUUGCAAUUUUAGCUGGUGGUUGUGACUCUCAGGGUAAUAUCCUGAGCUCUGCAGAAAUGUACAAUUCUGAGACUCAGAAAUGGGAGACUCUCCCAAGCAUGAAUAAGCCAAGGAAGAUGUGUAGUGGUGUAUUUAUGGAUAAGAAAUUUUACGUGAUUGGAGGAAUUGGUGGAGCUGGGAAGGAUGCACGGGUUCUCACUUGUGGUGAGGAGUAUGAUUUAGAGACAAAAAAGUGGACUGAAAUUCCCAAUAUGUCUCCUGGAAGAAGUGGAGCGGCCGCAGAGAUGCCUGCGGCAGCUGUGGCACCCCCUCUGGUUGCAGUUGUUAAUAAUGAACUGUAUGCUGCUGAUCAUGCUGGCAUGGAGGUAAAGAAGUAUGAUAAGGAGGGGAACUCAUGGUUGACUAUUGGAAGAUUGCCAGAAAGAGCAGUUUCGAUGAAUGGUUGGGGGCUUGCGUUCAGAGCAUGUGGAGAUCGCCUUAUAGUGAUUGGUGGACCUAGGGCUUUAGGUGAAGGUUUUAUUGAGAUCAAUUCAUGGGUUCCGAGCGAAAGGCCUCCCCAAUGGAACUUGCUUGCCAGAAAGCAGUUGGGUAACUUUGUGUAUAAUUGUGCUGUGAUGGGAUGCUAGAGAGAUAGAAUUUGGUGGCAUCUCGUGCGGUUGAAUGGUGCUGCGCUGCCACUGGGGUUUGCACCAUCGGUUUUUCCUUAAACACACAACUCUGAGUUUUUACUAAUGGUAAUUUCCCCUUUCUUUUUUACAUCUUUACCCUUUUGGAUGGGGGAUGAUGGGGAAGAUUUCAGAUUACUCAAGAUUCAAUAGAAUGUUUUAUUGAUAGGGGUGUCUUGAGUUUUUAUUUCUUUUUCCAAACUUUCAUUCAAAAUUUCUUCGAUUAAAUUUGUCUUCCCCCGUUUUCAGUGACAUGAGAACUUGCAAAGGCUGGCGUCAUUAGCACAGGAAUAGGUUUAAUAAUUUGAAGUACCAACACAUUGGUAGGUUGCCAUUAGAGUUUGUUGAAAGCUUUUUAAGAACACAGAACUAGUCAUAUGGGUUUCUUCUUCCUUAAUUUUCUUGGAAUUGUCUUCAAGGGAGGAAAUAAGUUCCGGAGGCUGUUAUCUUAGAUGUUGGCUGAUGUACUGAUUACAUUGAUCAUUACAAUUGAUGAACUAUAUACUCCCAGAAAUUUUCUUAUGUACACUUUGGAAUCCUUCAUUGUUUUUAGUUUCUUUUGUUCA